UCUCCCAGCGAGAGCACCAACACUGCCGAAGUACCAUGCAGGGGGAAAUAGUCCUGCACCCAACACCACCACCACCCCUACCACCAACAUCAACCCAUCCAACCCCUCUUCCUCCUCACACAGACUAUCCACCGCCAUGAAGUCCUUGUUCUAUCGAAAACCAUCGAUCACCUCCUCAUCCGGCUCAAGCUUCUCCAACACAUCCUCCCAUUACUCCCAAACCUCAUUCCAUCCUACUCACACAACCGGUCCUUCCUCCUCCUCUAACAACAACAAGAAAAAUACCCAGUCCUCAUCCUCACGUCUACCCACCUCCUCCUCCUCGCAACGUCCAAUGUCCCCAGAAACUAACCGCGAUCAGCCCGAGUCUGAAAUCAAUCAAGACCAUGAUAUCAUCACCGACAACUGUCCGGUUUGCGUCGAAGACUUGAAGAUGAACCUGAUCGGCGAAAAACCAUUGGUGAUACCCAAGUGUGGCCAUCGUUUGCAUGCUUCCUGCUUCCAGGCCGUCUACGGCUCCCUCGAAGAGGCAAGACGGACUGGCGAUGUUCUAGGUCUAUGCGGGAUCUGUCGGAAAAAAAAAAGACUGGGUGCCUCCGGAGGUAGCUCAUUCCAGCCCAAAACUUUCGAUCGCAACCUUGCCGAUCAUUCAGCCCAGAAACGCUCCAGAUCAAAAGUUCCUUCCUCCUCCACAGCCACCCAUAAAAUCCAUUCGAUCACACGCAAGACUUUGCCGAGUACUCCGUUCGACAUAGUUGAUGACGAUUCGGAUUUCGAAGAGGAAGCACAUUUUUCAGAAUCAGAGUUGGAGCGGGAGGACGAACUACUUGGCUCUUGGAAUGAACUCGAUCUCUCUUCUCAUCAACCUCGUCUACUUCAUCCUGGUGGACUCGAAAGCCUUCGAAUUGAACACAAGCGCCAACAGAGUGGAAGAAGACGAUCGAUCGUCAAGCCAAAUGUCACUGUCCUUGCCGAGAAUCCCAACCUUUUCCUCAAUAAAGAUUCCGAUAAAUCUCAGCAUCUCACUUGCAUGGUCACCAUUGAGCUCCCCAGCUUGUAUGCUCCCAAUCCUACCCAACCCGCAUACCACUUUUCGCCUUCUUCGUCCUACCCGUCUCCGCUUUCCCCGACUGGUGUGCCCUCGAACCUGUCUUCAGAUACCAAUCAGCACAACAAUGGGUCCUCCUUCCCCGGCAAAAGCUCAUCGAUCGCUCCCAUGUCGCCCCCUCCUAGUGCUGUCACCCAAUAUGCCAUGAACUCCCCGCAGGCUUCCAGCGGAAGAUCCGUUCUGCUCUCGCCGUCCAGUCAGCAUCAGCAUGACAAAACCAGACUUCCCUCCGAUCGCAACGGCUCAUUGAAAUCACCACUUACUCGCGACAACUCGAUCACAUUCAUUCCCCCUCUUCCUGUUCACCAUGAUCAUCUCCCGCCCCUGCCUGUCGACGGCCCACCAAGUCAACCCUUACAACCCGUGCUAGAUGAUCUCCUUGAUCGGAUGCAGGAUUGGAAGGGUCAUUCAUCCAAAGACUUUGGACUCUUGAAAAAAUACGAUCAAAUUCACGUCGAAAAGGAAGCAAACUGUCGACAAUUUCUUGUGUAUCUCUUCGAAGAGGCUCUUCUUUGUGUCUCUCCAGUUCGUAGGGACUCGAUCACUCAAGGUUGGACUCAGCAAGAUGAACACCACACCGGUAGUGUUGCCGGAGGUCCCCCAUUGAAGUUGAAGGGCCGAGUUUAUAUUCGACAUAUGGAUUCAGUAUCGGUGAUACCCAACGACCCUUUGCACGUCUAUUUCCUUCGGGUGAAGAUGAAGGACGAAAAAAUGGACGCAUUCACGAUGCGAUUCGAAAAUUUAAAUCAACUCGAAGAUUGGCACUCGAACAUACACUCUUUGAUCCAGAAGAACAAACAAAAAACUGAUCCCUCACCUCUACAAGCGCCUCUACGCAUACCUGAAAUUGAUUACUCCGGUCCUGUUUGUAUACCUUCAACGCCCCUCAGCUUACCACCGACCCCAGUAACCUGUCAACCAGGUGGACCGUCUCUCGAUCGCGACUCGUUGCGGAUAGCGGCUCACUCGACACGAUCAUCGAGGUCUGACAGUCUCCAGUCUGGUUCCGAUUCGCGGAAUAACGAUGGCUGCACUGGGAGCUCGUUACUGUCCGGCUCAACAAAAACUAAUCUGGUGACCUCGAUUUCUACCCUGUCUUCAGUUGGGGAAGAGUAUACCGAAGGGUGCCCGGAAAAUCCAGAAUUCUCUAACCCAUUCCAGUCCUCUCAUCCCUUCACCCAUCGGGAUUUGCUCUCUUUGCACAUGAAUCCUGCUUUUCGAUCAGCGUCAUUACGGCAUGACUUUCGACCCAUCGAUCUGACCUUGGUCAUCUCAAUUCCAUUUGCUGAACCUGCUGGAUCUCCCAGCUCGUCGCCCUCAACUCUGAAACUUCGUCUCUUGAAACAAUCCCUUCAGUUCGUAGUCUAUCAUCUGCAUCCACGGUCGCGACUAAGUCUCGUAGCUUUCACGGUUGGCAGUGGCGGCAAUACGAGGAGCCAAGGCCAACUUCUUUACACUCCAUUCCUCACAGUCGGUAAGGCGGCGAGCCUGAAGCGGGUCGAAUUUGCCAUCGAACAGAUCUCUCGGGCCGGCCGGACCGAAGGGAUUCUGACGGCCCAAAACUGGAAGUACUUUGGGGAGGAUAUCGCCGUCGCUCAACAAGCCUCAGACUCGAUCGGCUUUGGAACGGCUGCCCAGCAGGCUAAUCCUCGGUUCAUUCAGGAUAAAGUGCAGAGACGGUUGAGGAUGCUCGAGAGACAUGAAGACAAGGUGUCUGUUGUCACUGCUGUCAAUCUAGCCUAUGACAUGAUCUUGCCUCGCAAACAGAAAAAUCCUCUCAGUGGAAUCAUGCUCUUGAAUGACUCGCGCGAUUGUUCUACGAAGCCCGAGAUGACGUUGGUGAUGACUAGAGCUGAGGCGAUUCAGAUACCAAUCCAGUCGAUUGGAUGGGGUGAGGCUCAUAAUCCUAGUUCGUUGUGGCAAUUAUCAAAUCAUACUGGGGGGACAUACAGCUUCAUUCGCGACUAUCAUUCCAUCAAGGAGGCUAUUGCUGGCUGUAUAGGCGGCAUGCUCUCCGUUGGAAUGUCUAAUGCGCGAGUUAGUAUCGGGAUUGCUGAGAAUAAAUGGUUCAAAAUGAAGAAAGUCUCGGGGAUCUCCCAUGUGAUUUCUUCGGAUGGACAGCAUGCUGAUCUCGAGCUGGGACAGAUGAGAUUCGGUGAACGAAGGGAUGUGUUGGUGGAAGUCGAGAUGAAAUCAGCAAGAGAAGUCUACCGAACUCAGAGCCGACAAUUCAACGAUGGAGAUCAAGCCUUGUUGGGUCUCGAGCAUAACAAUCAGGUCGAAACUGGUACGGAUGCCUUCUUUAGGAACCAGUUGGGUGUCGAGACCAAUGUCACAAUGCUCGGAGAUACGGAUGCGUUCACGCGUUUCUAUGAAUCUCAAUUCGAUGACAUGAAUGAUGAUAUCACUCUGUUCGAGGUCAAUGUCUCCUAUCGGGACCCUCAAGCUGGCAAAAACGUGGCCAAGCUUCCACGGCCGGCAGUCUUGAUGGUAACGGUGACGCCGUCAUUGGUGGACUCGACGGGGGCACUGACAGCAAAUGAGCCGUCGAUCGUCAAACGACGAGUUGAGCUUCUCACAUCGGACUCAUUGAGUCGAGUUCUCCUUCUCGUCUCACGUCGGAUGGAUCGCCAGGGCUUACGGUUGAUGAACGAGACCCGGAGGAUAGUGACGACGUUGAUGACGAACCUAUUCCAGAUCGAGCCAACGAUGGAGCAGACUGAGUUUAUUGGCCGAAGGGCGUUCGGGUUGAUGGAGCGGUUGAUGCGACGAGGUCAGAUGAAAGCGACCGCAGAGAAUGUGGAUGUGUUUGUGAUGUUGGCGGGCUGUUUGCAAGUGCUUCAACGGAUGAUCGAAGGAUUGGAGGAGAUCGAACGCGGGCUCUCGGAGGUCUCACGACACUUGGAGGCCCAGUAUCCUGUCCAACAACACCAACAAGCCAAUAACCAUGCGCUUCGGGCUCAGGAGGAGAUGCGCAAUCAGGUCUAUCUGCGCUUCGAGACCGGGAUGAAAAACUUUGCCGCUGAACAGUCUGGUAUCCUCAGGGACCAGAAGGCCUGGCUUAUCCAUUCCGUUGACUCUACUGUCCAACAACAACAAUCUAGAUCCGCAUUCAUCCCUUCAACUCCUACUUCUUCCCAAAAUCAUCAGCUACAGCUCCACCAAUCUCAGCCUUCUAAAGCCGACGAUAAUCAACUCUCGAUCAUCGAAGAGAUUUACUUCAGAUCAGAUUACUCGAUCUGGAUGAAAAACAUGAUGGAACAUUGGAUGCCUGAACGGUAUUGAAACUUAUCUACUCAACUUCCCUUCCUACUUAGAUUUUGUUUUGUUUUGUUUUUGUCUUUUGGUUUGUUUUGUUUUGUAGAGGCUUGUUUUUGUUUGUAUGUGUAUGUUUGCUUUAAGUUGCUUGCUUGGUUGAUUGAUUGUUGUAUAUGGGACCUACAAGAAACACAUCUCAUUUCCUCUCCUCCUCCUCCUCCUUUUUUUUUUCUCUCUCCCUCUGAUGACAAAAUUAUAUAUAUUAUGGAGCUCUUGUGUCUUGUGACUUGUGAUGUUUUGUCCCCUUUGUUUGUUUCUUGGUUUUUCUUUUGAUCUUGAUCUUUACAUUGGUUUUUUUUGUGGUGGUGGUCAGCUUGGUAUCUCUUUUUCUUUCUGUUGGAUGCAAUAUACAUCAAUAUGUUUUAUACAUAUAUAUAUACUUGAAUACUAACAGACAGGAUUGAAACAACAAAGAC
Messenger RNA from Puccinia graminis f. sp. tritici CRL 75-36-700-3, 4842 nucleotides. RefSeq lists its product as uncharacterized. The coding region runs from base 137 to 4393 and encodes 1418 amino acids. The record is from RefSeq and is a predicted model, not a curated record. Gene Ontology annotation, molecular function: guanyl-nucleotide exchange factor activity. The transcript is spliced from 6 exons. NCBI's taxonomy places the organism in Eukaryota, Fungi, Basidiomycota, Pucciniomycetes, Pucciniales, Pucciniaceae.